CUUGAACGUGAAGCUGUGCUGUGCCAUCAUGUUCAGGAAAUUGUGUUUUAUAGUAUUUAUUUCGAGUCUCAUUAUAAACCAGAACUUUUCGCAAAUUCCGCCAAGCAAAGAUGAUGAGGUAAGGGAAGGAAUCAAUUGGGUUUAUUCCAAAAUUCACGGAAAUGCUGAAUUAAAAUCAGUUUCAGAUCUUAAUACUACAGAACAAAUCCAGAGUUGGGUGAAGAAUCAUUCAAAUGUAGUUGCAGCUGAUUUACGAGCAUUGGAUUGGUCAGAACCCAAAAUCCUAGACGCAAUAGAUUGGAGAGACGGAGAUGGGCCGAUUGCCAAAUUGAGGUCAUUUGGUGAACAUUUAAAAGAUUUUGUAGCCAACAUUCUUCGGAAAUUCAUUGAGUUUUUGAAACAGAUAAAUCUACCUCUAGGACGUACGAUAACAGCGUUCUUAGAAUCAUUAUUGCCUGAAGAAGAUCCCGGUGACGACACGUAUAUAGAAGAUCCACCCGAGGAUCCAACUUAUCUUAAUACAACCAAAAUAGAAGUUGGAAAAUUUAACCACCAUAUUAAAAUUAAAAAAAACUUUUAUUUCUUAUCGAAGGAAAACGCUUCUUGGCAUAGGGCAUCGGAUAAAUGUAGAGCCUUAGGCAUGCAUCUGGUAUCUUUAUUCAGUGAAAAAGAAAACAUGGAUUUACAUCACGUAAUGCGGACUCAUCCUAGUUUGAAGGGAAAGUUUACGGAAGAUUUUUGGAUGGGCGGCAUUUACACGGAUAUGGAUGAAUCGGAAGACGAUGAGGAUGAGAAUGAUGAUUUUGAUCAUAGGAAUGGGAAUGAUGAUGAUUAUGAUGAUACGGAGGAUAAUGAUGAUUAUGAUGAUACGGAUACGGAUGAUGAUUAUGAUGAUACGGAUGAGAAUGAUGAUUAUGAUGAUAAGGAUGAGAAUGAUGAUAAUGACUCAGAUUGGGGCUCAAAUUGGAACCUAGAUUGGAACAAAGAAUCUUCAGAAAAGGAUAAUAAUAAUAAUAAGAAUGAAUCAGAUUCAGACUCAGAAAAAACGGAAGAACUUGCACCAUUCGAAUAUACAUGGUAUCCAUCUCAAAAAAUAUUCACUUUUGACCGAUGGGAGGAUGAUCAUCCCUUAAAUGGAACGAAGCCCUGUGUAAAGUUCACGUUUCGAUUAAGCGGAUCUACAUGGAGGAGUGAACAUUGUUUUACGCCAUUAAGAUACGUCUGUCAAAAGAUUAAAAAGUCAAGAAGAUCGUGAAUAGAAAAAAUGAAUUUGCUGCUUACUUUUGCACUAAAUCCAAAUAUAUAAUUCUGAGUAACUAAUGGUGUUUUUUUUUUUUUUUUUUUUAAUGUAUGCUUGAUCAUCAGCGCCAAUGUCUGUUAUCUGUUUUAGUAUACCAUGUUUUAUUAUAUGGAAAUUAUCGAAUGCUUCAGAAAGCUACGAUGAUAAGUG
This is a messenger RNA of Ceutorhynchus assimilis (cabbage seed weevil), 1450 nucleotides long. The record is from the annotation of a GenBank genome assembly. Lineage: Eukaryota; Metazoa; Arthropoda; Insecta; Coleoptera; Curculionidae.